This is a messenger RNA of Mytilus trossulus (common blue mussel), 510 nucleotides long. RefSeq lists its product as uncharacterized. The coding region runs from base 47 to 472 and encodes 141 amino acids. The transcript is spliced from 4 exons. The record is from RefSeq and is a predicted model, not a curated record. Lineage: Eukaryota; Metazoa; Mollusca; Bivalvia; Mytilida; Mytilidae.
GAUAAAAUUGUAUGUAAAACUUCGGAAGAACUCAUCAGAACGUAAAAUGUUUAAAAGAAAGGUGCCACUAACGACAUUUGAAAGCAACAAUGAAAAUAUCAGAAAAAUACCAUUAUCAAACAUCUUCGCAGCCAAUGAAACUUUGAAUGUUACACUUGACAUAGACAUCAGAAACUUCGAUUUGACAAAGACUAUAGACCUCUCAGAUACAAUAAAAAUUGCCGAAUACAACCCCGUGGCAGUUGGUAUGAUAUGCAUGGGUAUACUCCUGGUAGUUUUCUUUAUAUUUGCUUGGUGGUUUUUAAAGACAAAUUCCUCAGAAGCCUUUGACACCACUUAUACGAUUUCUGAGUUUCCCAAACAUAACCAAAGGCAAAGCAGUCAUGUUCGGGUACAACAUGAAAGUCAGAGUUCUUUUCGCCUUUUAAAUGAAACAAAUACGCAAGUGUCUGAAAAGACACUGGACAUUUAAUAUUACUUCAUUGAUGCUAUUUGACCUUUUGUGCUGUA